AGAAAGAUGUGUUAGAACCAUGCAUCUUAUUUUUACCCUGUCACUGUGUCUCUCAAUCGUGCUCAUGACGUCAAUAAUAUCUCUGCUGUCAACAGUGAACGUUAAGGUUAAUGUACAAGAGACCAUGCCCACCAGGAAAUUGGAAACUGGAACCGAAGACAGAACCUGUCUUUGUUGCCCAUUUAUAAUAUGGGAUGAAAUUCCUGGCUACUUGCCGACUUCAACACGCACCAAAUUGCUAAACAUCGCUCAGCGCACUCACGGAUUAGAAACUGAAUUGGAGAACAGAGGGUAUUCAGACGGCCGCGGGUUCCUAAGUACAAGUGAACACACUCUGGAGUUCGCGAUAAGACUUGUGUUGUCUUUAACAUGUUUCAGAAGUUUGAACAUGCUGGUAGCAACACUCAUAAUAUGUAAAUCAACCCACGCGUCCUGUCUGUACAAAAGAUGGAUGAGCAUACAGAAAGUUACCAGAUUGUUUUUCAAAAACCUGCAAAUCAACGGCGGCCAGGAAACACCAGAAUACCGAUUUACAUCAAAGGAAACUGAACAAAUUCCUGUAACUCCCACGAAGCCGAAACUCUUACCGAGACAUUUCUUUGAACUACGAAAGAGAUUCACAUUCUUCUCGAUUAAACAAGUGCUGCCAGGAUACGAGCUAGGUCGUCAUCAUACCGCCAAGGGCGAAUCAUCCGAUGGUCAGAAAGGGGAAUACCGUUUCGAAGCCAAUCGCAUCAACAGCUUUAGGAAUUGGCCUCCAGCAUCUCCAGCCUCGUCGCUCAAACUUGCGCGAGCUGGUUUAUAUUAUACUGGAAAGGGUGAUGAAGUAGUCUGCUUCAGUUGCGGAGGACAUUUAAAACAGUGGCAAAAAGGCAACGAUCCACAGGACAAACAUCGCCGAAGCUUCCCAAGUUGCCGUCAAGCCAAUGGCGAUGAUCCCAGGAAUGUGCCGCUGUAUGAAAGGAGCUUCGACGAAACUUUGGCAGACGGUAUGACGGAUCCAUUUCCAAAUCUCGCACGGGAGCAGAGGUCACGCGAGAGUACCGGCAACAGCUCAUCCUCGUAUUACGGAAGGUUGGCAUCUGCUUUGGAAGCCUCUGAGUUUGGUUCGCAAAGUCCUACAGGCCGUGCUGCCAGACCAUAUGACGUGGAGCCAAGGGAAAUAAAAGCCAGAAUGGACACGGAAUUGGUACAGCUGGUUCUGGGACUUGGUUUCGAACGUCUGAGCGUUCAAAAUGCCGUCGAACAGCGGUUAAGGACCACCGGCGACGAUUUCCACAGCGCAGAGAGUUUGGUCGAGGCUGUUCUUAAUAUCACAGAAAGCAGACGACAGAGGGUGUCCCAACCGGAAGUGCCUGUUACGCCACCCCCACGUGAUUUGCCACGUGAGCAGUCACAGAUGCCAAAUGCAAGUCCUGAAGUCAAAGCCAGCGACCGUACUUGUAUGGACAAGUUCAAUUAUUUUAUCGUUAGCUUGUGUCUUUCAGAAUAG
This is a messenger RNA of Lingula anatina, 1492 nucleotides long. RefSeq names its product baculoviral IAP repeat-containing protein 7-A-like. Gene Ontology annotation, molecular function: cysteine-type endopeptidase inhibitor activity involved in apoptotic process; ubiquitin protein ligase activity. Gene Ontology annotation, biological process: regulation of cell cycle; positive regulation of protein ubiquitination; negative regulation of apoptotic process. The record is from RefSeq and is a predicted model, not a curated record. Lineage: Eukaryota; Metazoa; Brachiopoda; Lingulata; Lingulida; Lingulidae. Gene Ontology annotation, cellular component: nucleus; cytoplasm.